AUGCGUCGCUACGUUUCCCGGGGGACGCCUGAAGGAACGUACCAGUUUGGUGCAUCCCAGAAAAAGGUCCCUCCCCCUUUCUCCUCCGGCUCGGGGAAGCGGCUCGACUUGAGAGGCCAUGAGUCGGUGUUGGACAUCAGCAAGCCUGUUGCUUCAGUGCCGGAGGAUCCACACAGUAGCACCAUGUCUGAAGAACAAAACCGGAGCAGAGCACCGUUGGCUGGAGCGGCAUUUCAAUGACCCGUAUGUGAAGAAAUCCAAAAAGCAGAACUAUCGGUGCCGGAGUGCCUUCAAACUCCUGGAAAUUGACGAGAAACACAGCAUCCUUCAUCCUGGGCUGCAUGCGAUAGACUGUGGCACAGCGCCUGGUGCUUGGGCACAGGUUGUGGUAGAGAAAGUCAAUGCUACAGGUGCUGACCCAGCUGCCCCAGUUGGUUUUGUGCUCGGAGUUGACCUUCUGCAGAUUUCCCCUCUGGAAGGAGCAGUCUUCUUGCCUCAUGCCAACAUCGCAGAUCCAGACACCCAAAAGAGAAUCCAGGAGCUGCUGCCGAAAGGGAAGGUGGACAUUAUCCUGAGCGACAUGGCGCCCAACGCAACGGGAAUCCGGGAACUAGAUCAUCAGAAGCUGAUCAGCCUCUGCUUUGCCCUCUUGGAUCUGGCCCCUCACAUUUUGCAUCCUGGAGGGACCAUGCUCUGUAAGUUCUGGGAUGGUAAGGACAGCCAUCUCCUGCAGAAGAAACUGAAGCAGGACUUCAGGGAAGUGAGAACCAUCAAACCCCAAGCCUGUCGGAAGGAAUCUGCCGAGGUAUAUUACCUGGCAAGAUCUUAUAAAACCAAACAUACCACAUGAGCAGGACCAGCACCUUUUGGCUGUGCUUUGUAUGGGUCAGUUGCAGAACAUUUGAUUAACGCUACAGAGAGAUUUCAGUGGACUUGAGCCUGUUUAACUACCCAGGGCAAAUUGGAGAUUUUCUGGAAACUGGAAUGUUCAGAAGUGACAGAAUCAAUGAGCCUAAUUGUGGAAGAAGCACAAGGAGUGACUUUGAAGAAGCAAGGGGCACUAUUUAUUGGCAGUUGCGAUAGAGAUAGAAAUUGUCCAGAAAUGUCUGUUUGGUUUUAUCAUUUGAACCACUGGCCACAACAAUCUACAGUGUCGCACGAAAUGCUGGCUACUCACCAGACAAUCACUUAUAUACAUCCAGGAUAUAAAUAGAGAGAUAUGAAUCAACUUUACUCCACUGGAAACAACCUAUUGACUUUAUUUUUUAAAACUUGGCAAAUAUUGUUUGUACAAAGUGUAGUGUGUAUGUGCACGCAAAAUAGGACAUUGACCUAUGCAGUUGUGUAGCUUGUGCCAUUCAAAACAAUAAUUAAAAAACAAUUGCCCAUGCUGA
Messenger RNA from Hemicordylus capensis (graceful crag lizard), 1394 nucleotides. RefSeq names its product mitochondrial rRNA methyltransferase 2 (gene MRM2). The coding region runs from base 119 to 850 and encodes 243 amino acids. Gene Ontology annotation, cellular component: mitochondrion. The transcript is spliced from 3 exons. Gene Ontology annotation, molecular function: rRNA (uridine-2'-O-ribose)-methyltransferase activity. NCBI's taxonomy places the organism in Eukaryota, Metazoa, Chordata, Lepidosauria, Squamata, Cordylidae. The record is from RefSeq and is a predicted model, not a curated record. Gene Ontology annotation, biological process: RNA methylation.